CCUGGACGGGGGCGGGCUCUCCCGGCCACCAUUGGCUAAGGCCCCCACACACGAGGGCUCCCCCCAUCUACCCUAGACUUCAGUCUGUCCCGCUUCCAGCUGCUGCAGCCGCGCCUUCACCGCCUCAGCAUCCAGUCGCCCCCUGCUCCGGUCCGGCAUGGCGACCCCAACGCAGGCCCCCACAAAGGUUCCUCAGGAACCUGACCCAUUUUACUAUGACUAUGACACUGUACAGACUGUGGGCAUGACUCUGGCUACCAUAUUGUUCCUGCUGGGCAUCCUCAUCAUCAUCAGCAAGAAGGUGAAGUGCAGGAAGGCGGACUCCAGGUCUGAGAGCCCAACAUGCAAAUCCUGUAAGUCGGAGCUUCCCUCCUCAGCCCCUGGAGGUGGUGGCGUGUAAAGUCGGCCCCGGGCAGCUCCACUGCUGUCCCUGCCUGAGCGCGGGAGCCUGAGGACCGGGUGGAGGCGGUGGGGAGCCCAGCCUUGCGCCGGGGAGCGCUCCCCCGAAUGAGCCGCCCCACCCACCCCGAGGCUGGAGCCGCUGCCCCCCGCUGCCCCUCCCCAGGCCUUGGCAAUGACGACCCCGCAAGAGCCCGUCUGCAGCCCAUAUCCAGGGACUCAGUCCUCCAGCUCCUGGGGUCCGGGGAUCCGCCCCCAGCCCCCCAGAAUCCCGGUUUAACGCUUUCCUGCACCUCCCUGUCUCCACGCGGAAGACCCGUUCCCCUGCACCCUGGGUGUCUACGUCUUGAGCUUAAUAAAUGUGCAUUUGGUUUUUCCCCCUGUUCUGUCUGCGUUGUUC
Manis javanica (Malayan pangolin) is the source of this 799-nucleotide messenger RNA. It is a transcript of the gene FXYD7, whose product is annotated as FXYD domain containing ion transport regulator 7. The record is from RefSeq and is a predicted model, not a curated record. Gene Ontology annotation, biological process: regulation of sodium ion transmembrane transporter activity. Lineage: Eukaryota; Metazoa; Chordata; Mammalia; Pholidota; Manidae. Gene Ontology annotation, cellular component: membrane. Gene Ontology annotation, molecular function: sodium channel regulator activity.